Molecule: messenger RNA, 996 nt
Organism: Juglans regia (Persian walnut)
Lineage: Eukaryota; Viridiplantae; Streptophyta; Magnoliopsida; Fagales; Juglandaceae
Exons: 1
Coding region: 1-798 (265 amino acids)
Source: RefSeq, a predicted model, not a curated record
AUGAUCGGUACCACCCAAAAAAGCAUGGAUAACAUGACUAUCCGGCCUCCAGCUAGUUCUACUGAUCAAUUGAUGCCGUUAAUCUAUCAUCGUGACCAUGCCACUGAAGGGCAGCCGGCGUCGGAGCUCAUGACCGGCGGCACAACUGACACCAUUUUCAGCUCAAGCAACAGUACUCCAGUCGUAGUACUACCGUUGAGUACCACUCCAAAGGGUUGUAGUAGUACUGGAUCGAAACCAAUCCGAAGGAGGUCUAGGGCAUCCAAGAGAACACCCACCACACUGCUCAAUGCUAACACAGGUAAUUUUCGAGCCCUGGUGCAACAUUAUACCGGUUGCCCGAGCCCGGCGGCGGCCGGCACCAUCUCGUUUGGGAACCGGAAAGGACCGGUACUCAACUUGGACUUUGGAAGAGGUGGAUCGUUAGAAGUAGAAAACCAACGAAUUAUAAGUUCAGCAUUAACGGCACCUUUUGGUAACAGUAAUUAUCAUUAUCUUGAUCAACAAUAUUCUGAUCAUUUUCAAUCUCAAGGCCAGCAUCGUCUAGCAGAGUACAAUCAACGCCGCCAUGAUCAACAGCAACAACUGCUACUGCAGGAGCAGCAGCAAAGUAAGUAUUGCAAUAAUAUUUCUGGGGAUGUUUUUGUUUCGGAAUCCAGCAACGUCGUCCCUAGACCAAACGUGAAGAUUUCUGAGGGGUUUGCAAGAUUGGAUGACGAUAACAUUUCUUUUUAUCAUGAGCUACCUAAGAAUUCUUUUUUUUCCAGUGGUUUUAAGAAUCAUGAUGGUUUCUUUUAGAAUUUAGCUAGAGGCCGGAUAAGAUCAUUAGUAUUUUUAUUUUUUGCUUUGAUCAGAAUAAUCUUCGAUCAGAUGUACGUGCAAAUUAUUGUUCAUCUUAAGCCCAUAUGUAUAAUAUGCUAUCAAGAAAUGAUCUCAUCAUGUACUAGAUCGAUCUCUAGUUACGUACGUGUGUCAAACAUAGUAGAAGCUGCUAGA